CCAUAGUAAAUUAUAUAUAUUACUUAUAUUUACUUCUUACUACUAUAAUGUGCAUAAUUUAUUUCAUUCAUUUGGUAAUAACAAUCUGACUUGUUCCGCUGAAAAAAAAUUUAAUUGGAUUGGGAAAGCGUGAUAUUUACCCUCGAAAUUGCACGAGCGAGUCCCAAUUACGUAUUACAAGUUUUUUUUUAAUGGAAUAGUGAACAUCUUUUGGUUGAAACUCUAGACAUGCAUUGCGAGGAUGAAAAAAGAAUGGAAAAAAAAAGAGGAUGGGAUCCCCAGGUUCACAUCGGCGAACAUUUCGUGGAAGUACCACCAUUCCCAAUUUCCAAACUAAAAGAAAAUAUACGAGGUUACCAAGUGUCACAGAAAGUUGUGGGCUCUAAGCCAAAAAAUAUUUUCCCACACGAAUGCAGUUUAGUGGAAUCCUAAAGGUAUCCAUGAGAUAGCACGCGGCGCUGAAACGAUGCAAGAAUCCAUUUGACACUAUAGAGUUGCUUUUGUCAAUUUCCAAGAACGUUGUCAAUUGAGGCUUUUAACAGGGGCAGUUUUGCCAAUUACGAGCUUUGCUGAACGGCAGAUGGGCUUUUAUCACCGUCGCACGACGUCGGUCUUUUCUUGAUAGCAACGAACAUUGGGGAUGAAAAGUCUCAUAGGAUUGUUGGCGGCGUCUGCCAUUAAGUCUUUCCGAGUAAAUAGAAAACGAACGCCGGAGUCUCGAUCAGAAAAAGCAAGUUUGAACAAAAGCGGGAGUCAUUCCAUCAUCCCGGAUCCUCUACUUGGGUUUAAAUAAAUUCAGGCUUCAUGAUGAAUAUUGGAACAUCUGCACAUCGAGAAGCGUUCCCUUCGACGGCGAGUACCGGAUAUCUGCAGUCGAUAGAGACCAAAACGCACGAGAUCAUCGACGGAUUAGAGUGAGGAACCAGAUAAGACGGAAAGCGGCGGGUGACGAAGAGCAGGACGCUGGAUGGCAGGGCCGUGGAACAGGUGGAAGGCGUCGACGGCUCUCUGCCUCCUCCCGCUCGGCCUGACUCUGCUCGCCCUCGGGCUCGUCGGGACCGGAGUCGUCGAUCGCUCCGUCCGGUGGAAGUCGGAGAGCGUCGCGGUGUUCGUCGUCGUCUUGGGGAGCGUCGUCGUCUCGCUGUCCGUCCUUCCCCUGCUGGCCUUCGCUUGGGAGGUCGUUCUCGUGAAAUUCUGCCUGCCGAGAACGCGAUCGUCACCCCGAGCACGACCCCCGCCGCAGCCACCGCGGCUCGCCCCGUCACGUGACCCCCUUCGAUCGAGUCCCAUCUGGACGUCCUCUCGAUCCGGACUCCGCGAUCCCGUCCGUCAGCCUCCGCCGGCUCGUCCCCCAUCGUCGCCGGGAUCCGCGAAUCCAGUCUUCGAAGAGGCGUCACCCCAUCGCCUGCUGCUGCUCCUGUCAUCGCUUCGGACGACAGCGCUCGACCUCCCACCUUCAUACGAAAUGGACCUUCCCCCGCCGUACGAAGUGGCCGUGCAAAAACCUCAAGGAGGCCUUAUGGGCUCCUCUGGGUCAGAAGUGUGUCGAAAUUCUAAGGAAAUGAUGGUGGUGUGUCGAUUUGACCCGGGAAAGGCACUAACUCCGGGAUCAAAGGGAGGGGAGGCCAGCUACAUUCCAUGCUCGGAAGAUGGCAGUGACCUCGCUCGGCAGAACGACUCACAUCUGGGGACAGAAUCUGGAUAUUCCCAGAACAACAGAACUGGAGAUGGCGACCGCGUACGAGCACCUUCCGCAGCAGGUAAAUUUAGGUUUCUUGGGGUCGGUCGGGGGGCUGGCGUUGACUGCUCCGUGCGUGGACAGGUCCGGAACGAGGAGGAGGCGAAGCAGUUUCUGGCGAGGGCGUUGCUGGCCAUCCGCGCUUCCAUGCAGCCUCCGAUGCCCGAGACACUGGCGCAGAGGCUGGCUCGAGAGGGAGAGCUGAAGGACAGGGGUCCCCCCGUGAUCUACCUGCUCCGGAAGAACCACGUGGUCAGGGACGAGAAGCACCGGGUCGCCCGCUGCGAGUACGGAAGCCGGGGGAUCGACACCGGGGUCGAGAAGGUUCUGCUCGUCGUCGGGGCCACGGGAGCAGGUAAAAGCAGCCUGAUCAACGCCAUGGCCAAUUACGUGUACGGGGUGGAAUGGGAGGAUCCCUUCCGGUUUCGCCUCGUCGACGAGGACACGGGGAGGUCGCAGGCGGAGUCCCAGACCAAGUGGAUCACGGCGUACGUCCUCCAUCGGCGGGAGGGGUCUCGGAUCCCCUACACCUUGACCAUCGUGGAUACGCCUGGGUUUGGGGAUACCGACGGGCUGCAGGCCGACGAAGAUCUCAAGGGACAGAUUCAGCAUUUCUUUUCUUCCGAGAGUGCGCUGGGCGAGGACCACCUGGACGGGGUCGGGAUGGUGGCUCAGGCCUCCUGCGCCCGCCUCACGAAGACGCAGCGGUACGUGUUCGAGUCUGUGCUCAGCGUGUUCGGGGUGGACGUGAAGGAGAGGAUCUUCGCCAUGGCCACGUUCGCCGACAACCAGACCCCGGCGGUGCUCGAGGCCAUGAAAGUCGCCGAGGUCCCGUUCUCCCAAGACUACAAGUUCAACAACUCGGCCCUCUACGCCGCUCCCGCCGAGGGGGGAGACUUUGACCGGGCCUUCUGGAAGAUGGGGGUCACGAACCUCAAGAGGUUCUUCAGGGAUCUGGGCGAGACUCAACCAGUCAGUCUCAAACUCACGAAGGAAGUCUUGAACGAGAGGCAGAAAUUGAAUGCUACCUUGCAGGGCCUUCAAGCUCAGUUCGACCUAGGCGUGGGGAAGCUGGAAGAGAUCCGGAACGAGCUGAAGGUGCUCCGUGAGCGAGAAUCGGACAUCGCCUGCAACAAAUCCUUCCAGUACGUGCUGGAGGUGCAGCGCAGCCGCAAGGUGGACCUCGUCGGGGAGCACGUGACCAACUGCCUCGUCUGCAGCUUCACCUGCCACUACCCGUGCAGGACGAGGGAGACGGAGCGGAAGCGGGAGUGCUCCGCCAUGGAUGGGGCCGGGAACUGCACGGCCUGCCCCAAACACUGCGCGUGGUCCCAGCACGCUGCCAAUACCUACCGCUUCGAGAGGUUCACCGAGGUGGAAACCCGGACCUCCCAGGCGCUUCUCGAUCGAUAUCAGAAAUCCUUAGCCGGUAAGAGCAAAUCCGAGACGUUACUCCAGCGCGCGAGAAACGACUUCAAACAGGCCCGGAAGAACGUCCGGGACACCUUGUCCCGGGUCCACGAGAUCCAGCGCAGACUGGAGACGAUCGCCCUCAGGCCGCACCUGACGGACACCACGGAGUAUCUGGAACUCCUCAUCAAGACGGAGGAGAGGGAAAAUAAGCCGGGACACAUGCAGAGGCUCAGGUAUCUCCACGCAGCUCUGAAGAGGGAGAAGCUGGGUCGACAGGUGAAGGAAGGCCAGGACCCCUUCGAGGAGUACGAGGAGCUGCUGCAGGAAGAGGAGGAGGAGGAGCGAGACGUGGAGGAGAACGUCCAGCUCUUGUUCCAGCUGUUGGAUCUGCUGUCGGGACUGCCGGAGGAGUCCACAGGCCCCAAAGAGGGCGACUACGACGUCUUCUUCGACUUUGGGGACGAGGAAAUCUGGCGGGAAUGCCUCGGUGAGCCUCGCUCGAUCGUCCGCUUCGCAGAUCCAAACAGAAGCAGGGAGAUCACGGACAGAGCGCUUCGGCAAGCAGCAUCCGAGUGAUCCACUCCUUCCCAUAUUCGAAGAAAUUUCAAUCGUUCUUAAUUCUAUUUUAUAUUAUUUGCCUAUUUUAACUUCGGCCGGUUGCAAUUAAAUUUCGCUAAUCCGUUCCCCAUUGUUUUCGGUUCGAUCGACACCGGCCACGGGCGUGUAUCCGGC
Molecule: messenger RNA, 3883 nt
Organism: Darwinula stevensoni
Lineage: Eukaryota; Metazoa; Arthropoda; Ostracoda; Podocopida; Darwinulidae
Source: the annotation of a GenBank genome assembly